Messenger RNA from Myzus persicae (green peach aphid), 1109 nucleotides. RefSeq lists its product as uncharacterized. The record is from RefSeq and is a predicted model, not a curated record. Gene Ontology annotation, biological process: sensory perception of taste. Gene Ontology annotation, cellular component: membrane. Bases 85 to 915 code for a protein of 276 amino acids. The transcript has 6 exons. NCBI's taxonomy places the organism in Eukaryota, Metazoa, Arthropoda, Insecta, Hemiptera, Aphididae.
AGUAGUAUAUUUCUAACUACAAUUAGCAAUUUUAUUGAAGACUUAUUGACAACGAUUAAAGCCAUUUUGACAACUCUCAGUUUGAUGUUGUAUUUUUUGUCUUGUGCUUACAAUAGACAUAACAUACGUUUAUGUUAUGUAAAGUGUUUGGACGUCUUGUCCUACAACAAAAAUACAUGUCUAAAAAUGUCGUCUGUAUUUAUCAUAAGUGGUAUGCAUCUGUUUUGGUUGGUUGUAUUUUUUGUCAACUCAAUGACGACCCAAGAGCCUGCCAUCAAUCUAGUGCUUCAUGCUCAAGAUUUCGUCUGUUUCAUGUUUGAAAUGCAAUUUUACGUGAUCUUAUUGCUGGUGAAAUCAUCACUUGAAAUGGUCAUUCAUAGGAUAUCCAACUUUUUUCAUAUGAUUAAGGAAAACAAAAUUGAUACAAAACUUAUUUUGCCAGAUUACUUUGCGAAUUGUUUAGAAGAUACUAGAUUGUUACAUAUGGAAAUAUUUGACAUAAUGGUAAAUGUUAAUAGAAUAUAUGGGCUUAAUACAUUAACCUUAAUUAUUCAAUCAAGAAUUUUGCUGGCCAUAAACUUAUAUUCAUAUAUAACAAGUUUUUCAGUAAUUGAUCUUGUAGAAAGUAUGGCAACAUUUCAAAGAGUUGCUUUGCUGUGUUAUUGCUGUGAACUGAUCAAACAAAAUGAAAAUAUUAUUAAAAGUAUGGUUAAUGAAAUGGAUACAAAUUUAUUGCCAGGAGAAAAUUAUAAGCAACAGAGACUUUUAUUUAAUCACCAAGCACAAAAAUUGAAGUUUGAUUUGGAUGUUUUAGAUAUGUUUCCAAUAAAUUUAGAAACCCUGUUAUCUAUAUUAAUAACUACUGCCAGUUACCUUCUUCUAUUCAGCCAAUUAAAUUUAACUCUACAGAGUUAAUAAGUUAAAUCUGUAUCAUUUUAUAUUAUAUAAUAGUAUAAGUAUUUAAUAUUUUUUCAUUAAUUAAUUAUUAGGCCAUAUUUUACUAAAUGUUUAUUUAUUUUAUAUAAUUACUGACACUAACUAUUAAGAACCACCAAGUUUGUUUUAUAUAAGUAAUUCAUACAAUAUACAGUUAAAUAUGUAAAAUGAAA